GCGCCAAAGACGUUCAAAUUCGACCACGUGUUUGGCGCCGAAAUCGGACAGGAAGCAGUGUAUGAUGCGGCCAUUGCGCCGCUGCUUGCACGCUUUGUCGAGGGCUACAAUGUCACGGUGCUGGCCUACGGACAAACAUCGUCGGGAAAAACAUUCACGAUGGGCACGGACUCGGAGCCGGAGGACGAUGAGUCUACGGGCAUUGUGCCGCGCGCCCUCAGAUGGCUGUUCUUGUGGGUGCAGAGUCAGACAGACAUCAACGUGAGUGUGUCAUUUAUCGAGGUGUACAACGAAGAGCUCAUUGACCUGGUGGCCUUGACGCAGUACCGCGGCGUGAGGCCGCCGAUUUUUGUGCGCGAGGACAGCAAGGGCAUUAUCCAAUGGGUUGGAGUCAAGGAGUUGCGCGUUACCGAUGCGCGCGAGGCUCUCGCCCUGUUAGUCGCCGGCUCGCGCGAGCGGCAAACUGGCGGUACCCGCAUGAACGGAAAGUCCUCGCGGUCGCACGCUAUCUACUCUGUGUCGCUCACCCAGACUCGCUCCCGCACAGGUACUGGCCCGGUGCAGAUUGUAUCCAAGUUGCACUUUGUCGAUUUGGCCGGCUCCGAGCGCCUCAAGAAGACGCUGGCCGAGGGUGACCGCAAGCGGGAGGGCAUUUCGAUCAAUUCAGGGCUGCUGGCUCUGGGCAAUGUUAUUUCGGCACUUGGCGAUACCGCACGCAGCACCUCAGGGCCUGCUCAUGUGCCGUAUCGCGACUCCAAGUUGACCCACAUGCUGAGGGACUCGCUGGGCGGCAGUGCUCAGACGCUGCUCAUUGCGUGCGUGUCGGCUGCCGAGGCUAAUGCCGCUGAGACCAUCAACACGCUCAGGUACGCGACGCGCGCGCGCAACAUCAAGAACUGCGGUGGUGUCAAC
Molecule: messenger RNA, 912 nt
Organism: Kickxella alabastrina
Lineage: Eukaryota; Fungi; Kickxellomycota; Kickxellomycetes; Kickxellales; Kickxellaceae
Product: P-loop containing nucleoside triphosphate hydrolase protein
Exons: 1
Biological process (GO): microtubule-based movement; mitotic spindle organization
Molecular function (GO): microtubule motor activity; microtubule binding; ATP binding
Source: RefSeq, a predicted model, not a curated record